This is a messenger RNA of Elgaria multicarinata webbii, 2238 nucleotides long. It is a transcript of the gene DDX52, whose product is annotated as DExD-box helicase 52. The record is from RefSeq and is a predicted model, not a curated record. NCBI's taxonomy places the organism in Eukaryota, Metazoa, Chordata, Lepidosauria, Squamata, Anguidae. Bases 21 to 1937 code for a protein of 638 amino acids. Gene Ontology annotation, molecular function: ATP binding; RNA helicase activity; nucleic acid binding. The transcript has 15 exons. Gene Ontology annotation, biological process: maturation of SSU-rRNA.
GUGCCUGCUGGGGGAGCAGCAUGGAUUCCCACGAGCUCUUCCGACGCCUCGGAGCCGGCGCCAAGUUCGACGUGAAGCGCUUCAGGAGGGACGCCGAGCGGUUCCAGGUGAUCAGAACCAAGAACCAAGAUGAUGGAGCUUCAGAAAAUUUGGGAGAUCUUGACUUCUUUGCUAACAAAAAGCCAUCAAAUCCUCCUGGUGGCAGUGGAGGAAAUGAGUCCUCCAAAUCCCACAGUGAAGCACAAGAACAGACUGAAAAUGAAGCAAAGGAAUCCACAGUGUUGGAGAAGGCAGGGGCUGCAAAGAAGAGAAAAGGAAAUCAGCAAAGCACUAAAGGAAGGAAAAAGCAGAAGGCCCAAGAAACAGCUCCUGGAAUUGCUGGUCCUGAUCAGGACGGGAUAUUGUGGAUGUCUACUUUGGAAGCCAAGCUCAACGUUCCGAGAAGCAAGAGGGAGAAAGAGCCCACUGCAGAGAAAUUGAGACAAGCUAGACAGCAAGAGAUCAAUCAUUUCAGAAACAAGCACAAGAUCUACAUUCAGGGAACAGAUCUUCCAGAACCUAUUGCUACAUUUGAGCAGCUCGGGAAAGAAUACAAAAUCCACCCGAAGAUCAUGCAAAAUGUUGAAGCUGCUGGAUUCCACAUUCCCACGCCGAUUCAGAUGCAAGCCAUUCCUGUCAUGCUUCAUAGUCGUGAACUUCUGGCCUGUGCCCCCACUGGCUCGGGAAAGACUCUGGCGUUUAGCAUUCCUAUUUUGAUGCACCUCAAACAACCGAUGAAUAAAGGUUUCAGAGCUCUUAUAAUAUCGCCCACGCGGGAACUUGCCAGUCAGACACACAGAGAGCUGGUCAAGCUUUCAGAAGGCACCGGUUUCAGAAUACAUAUGAUCCACAAAGCUGCUGAGGCUGCGAAGAAGUUUGGGCCGAAGUCCUCUCAGAAGUUUGAUAUUCUGGUGACGACGCCAAACAGGCUCAUCUAUCUACUGAAACAAGACCCUCCGGCAGUGGAUUUGACCAGGGUUGAAUGGCUUGUGGUUGAUGAGUCGGACAAGUUAUUUGAAGAUGGGAAGACGGGGUUCCGAGAUCAGUUGGCCACCAUCUUCCUGGCGUGCUCCUCCCACCUUGUCAAGAGGGCCAUGUUCAGCGCAACGUUUGCGCAUGACGUGGAGCAGUGGUGUAAACUCAAUCUUGACAACAUCAUAUCCAUCUCUAUUGGGGCAAGAAAUGCUGCAGCCGAAACGGUGGACCAAGAGCUGCUGUUUGUUGGAUCAGAGACAGGAAAACUACUGGCCAUGAGAGACCUUGUAAAAAAGGGCUUCACGCCUCCUGUCCUGGUUUUCGUACAGUCCAUCGAACGGGCGAAAGAGCUGUUCCAUGAACUCAUUUACGAAGGCAUCAACGUGGACGUCAUUCACGCCGACAGGACCCAGCAGCAGAGAGAUAGCGUAGUCCAUAGCUUCAGAGCAGGGAAGAUCUGGGUCCUCCUCUGCACUGCUUUGCUGGCGAGAGGGAUCGACUUCAAAGGAGUGAACAUGGUUAUCAAUUUUGACUUCCCCACGAGUGCUGUGGAGUAUAUCCACCGGAUAGGUCGCACGGGGAGAGCAGGACACGCCGGAAAAGCUGUGACUUUCUUCACGGAGGAUGACAAGCCUUUACUGCGAAGCAUAGCCAGCGUUAUCCAGCGAGCUGGCUGCCCUGUGCCCGACUACAUCCAGCAUUUUCGCAAGCUGCAAAGCAAGCAAAAGAAGAAGCUGAUUAAGAAGCCCAUGGAAAGAGAACACAUUCUCACCGACCCGAAGUUCUUGCGGCGGAAAGCCAAGGAAAAAACGAUAAUUGCUCAGAAAAGGGUGAAGAAGAAUUCCAAGGACGCCAAAAAUGGUAAUUCUCAGGCACACAGACCGCGCCAGAAAAACAAUCCAGCUGCCUUGAAUGAUCAGUAACAAUAAGGGCUCUGCGAUAUUUAUAGGAAGGAUGAAUCUAGUAUGCCACAUGAGAUGUUGAUGGACCCCUAGUUCCAGAUGUGUUGGACUACAGUUCCCAUUAUCCCCCAGCCAUCAAGGCUGUAGAUCUGUAACAUAUGGGAGACUGAUUAUAAAAUCCACAGCCAAGUAUCUGGGGAGAGAAAUCCCUGCAAGCAUGUUCCAAACCCAUCCUGUAAGAAUUCACAUGGACUGCUGGUCCUUUUCGGCUGUCUUUUUGAUGUCUGAAAUCCUCCUAAUAAACUGCGCCCAAAUGGUUUCA